AUGCCUGAUGCCCAGUUCAGCAGCAUGAGGCUAGCUCAAGGCCAGGUUUUCCUUGCACAAACUUCCAUAAUACGGUCUCAGCAAGCGGAUUGUCCUAACUGCAUCCUUUCACAAACUCUUUGUUCUACAUCUAUGAAAGCAUGUACUAGAAUUCCCGCUGCAGGGAAUUCUAGUCCAUCCCUCGUGUAUCUCAGUGGGCUGCCAGGAUGCCUUCCCUGGGAGGUGGGCAAGAUGGCUGUGAUCCCAAGGCCAGAUGUGGGUUUCAACUUUCUCAUGGGACAGCUCCCUAGAUGUGGACCAGGGAAGCUUUACUUCUGCCCCACUUAUCAGGUGGGUGUCUCAGUUGCUGGGGGCAAACAGACUUUAAAGAAUAUCUACUGCAGCUAA
Molecule: messenger RNA, 387 nt
Organism: Podarcis lilfordi (Lilford's wall lizard)
Lineage: Eukaryota; Metazoa; Chordata; Lepidosauria; Squamata; Lacertidae
Source: the annotation of a GenBank genome assembly